AUGGCGGCUGGGCGUUCUUCCCAGGAUACUAGUCAUCUUCGAGUUGUGAAACUUGCAGUCCCUUGUCACCCCAGAACCUCUAACCUGACCGGUGCAGCACUCAAAUACGUGGUUGGAUACAUUGACAUUGUCAUAGAGGACGGUUACAUCUCUGGCCAGGAGCCUCAAAGUUGCAUGUAUUUGUAUAAAUCCGUUGAGUGCCUACCAGACUACCUGUUUGUGCUUAUGCCCUUACAACACUCUAGACAAUAUCCAGUAGGAACUCUUGACAAGGUACGGAUUUAUAUAUCGUCCUUCCCACAGCCAUCGACGCUGAAAUAUCAUCCUUUGAUCAAUUGGAGAGUCGAAGAUCAUUGCUGCGGACUCAUCGAUCUCAUCUGCAUUAUGGGAUCCGAGGCUAGGCCUUGCUACAAACAUGGGGCGGAGAGCGACUGGUGCCUCUACUGUCCCCCACCCGUCACUUCCAAUAACAUCUUCAACUCUUUCACUCACCCGCUCUUCUUCUUCUUCUUCUUCUUCUUCUUCUUCUUCUUCUACUUCUUCUUUUUCUUCUUCUUCUACUUCUUCUUCUUCUUCUUCUCCUCCUACUCCUUCCUCUUCUUCCUCCAGGUCCUCCCCAUCAUCCUCCAGCUCUUCCAGCUCCUCCCCGCCCCUCCCACCUUCAUCUACACCACCCGUCCCACCUCCACCUCCACCCCAACCCCCACACAAACCCCAACUCCAACCGCGACCCCCACCCCAACCGGCACCCCCGCUCUCUUCCCUCCCACACCCGACAACCUCUCCCGUGGGGCCAUCGGCGGUGUCGCCGUCGGGAGUAUCUUCGGCGCAGCACUCAUGGGCAUGCUCCUAUUCUUCCUCUGGCGCAAACACCGAUCCGACAGCCCCCCCGACUCUCCCAUUCUCUCCGUCCCAUACAACCCCGAAGCCCCGCAGCUGCCUCCGCCGCUGAUGUCCCCCGGCCCGCCAUUCGGAUACCAGAGUCCCUACAACUCAGGCGGCGCACCCCCUGUGAUGGAAGUACCGAUACGGCCGCCGGCGCCUGGGCCGGCGAUCGAGGUACAGGUGCCGCCGAUGCCGGGCCCGGUGUAUGAGGUGCCGCCGAGCCCCCCGAGCCCUCAGAGUCCACCGAGUCCGCAGAGUCCGCAGAGUCCGCCCAGUCCACCAGGACUGGUGAUUCAGCCGCCGUUGAGGCCGCCGGGGCCGCCGCCGGGGUAUGUGCUACCGCUGGACGGGUAUAGGAGGUCGUACUGA
Molecule: messenger RNA, 1254 nt
Organism: Morchella importuna
Lineage: Eukaryota; Fungi; Ascomycota; Pezizomycetes; Pezizales; Morchellaceae
Exons: 7
Coding region: 1-1254 (417 amino acids)
Source: RefSeq, a predicted model, not a curated record